Nicotiana tabacum (common tobacco) is the source of this 1523-nucleotide messenger RNA. RefSeq names its product putative aquaporin NIP-type. NCBI's taxonomy places the organism in Eukaryota, Viridiplantae, Streptophyta, Magnoliopsida, Solanales, Solanaceae. Gene Ontology annotation, cellular component: membrane. Gene Ontology annotation, biological process: transmembrane transport. The record is from RefSeq and is a predicted model, not a curated record. Gene Ontology annotation, molecular function: channel activity.
UAUAGUUGGGGAAGAGAUAGUACUGAGUAGAGGGGAGGAGUUUUGCUCGAUAGUGCAGGAUGGAGUUUCAAUAUUAGUGAUAAGCUGCAAACUCCAAUCCGUAAUAUCCCUUUGAAUUUGCACUAUAUCCGAUAUUUCAAUAUUAAUAAGGUGAAAAUUAACUCCAAUCCGUAAUAUCCCUUUGAAUUUGCACCAUUAACUAGAUAACUAUCAAAUACGAGAUUAGUCAGCAUUUUGUAAAACUCCACCCUCCAAAAAACUCUCCAACUAUGAAUCUUAUCCUUAUUUAGGUAAUCUAAAGCAAAACCUAUCAUAUUUAAAUCUAAGUACUAUUAUUAUCAUCAAAUAAGCCUUUUGGCAGACAUCCUGAAGAAAAAAACCCUUGUAUCUUCCUAACUUUUCAACUCUUUGAAUUAAGAACAAUGGCAAAGAAGGAUGGUAAUCGAGAAGAAGAAAUCUCCCAGAUGGAAGAAGGCAAUAUUACCCAUUCAGCCUCCCAGUCCGAUUCCAAUGUCGGAUUUUGUUCAUCACUUACUGUCGUUGUCAUCGCACAAAAGUUGAUAGCGGAGGCUAUAGGAACGUACUUUGUAAUAUUUGCAGGGUGUGGAUCAGUUGCUGUGAAUAAGAUCUAUGGGAGCGUUACGUUUCCAGGGAUAUGUGUAACAUGGGGUCUAAUCGUGAUGGUGAUGGUUUACACCGUGGGACAUAUAUCAGGAGCUCAUUUUAACCCUGCUGUCACUAUUACUUUCACCAUCUUCGGCCGCUUCCCAUGGAAACAAGUACCUUUGUACAUAAUAGCUCAACUAAUGGGUUCGAUUUUGGCCAGUGGAACUCUGGCUCUAUUGUUUGACGUAACUCCUCAAGCUUAUUUUGGUACUGUUCCAGUUGAAUCUAAUGGCCAAUCACUUGCUAUCGAAAUCAUCAUUUCUUUCCUUCUCAUGUUUGUCAUUUCUGGCGUUGCUACAGAUGAUAGAGCAAUUGGACAGGUUGCUGGAAUAGCUGUGGGAAUGACCAUAACUUUGAAUGUCUUUGUAGCAGGGCCAAUUUCAGGAGCAUCAAUGAAUCCAGCAAGAAGCAUUGGUCCAGCAAUAGUGAAGCAUGUUUAUACAGGUCUUUGGGUGUAUAUAGUUGGUCCAAUCAUCGGAACACUAGCCGGAGCAUUUGUAUACAAUUUGAUUCGAUCCACAGAUAAACCACUUCGGGAGUUGGCCAAAACUGCAUCAUCUCUUCGAAGUUGAGAGCAAAUUCAAUAUAUUUAACUGAAAUUUUAGGCCAUUCACUUUUUAUCAUCCCAGUUCGGAUGUCCCUAAAUCGUACAUUUUUAGGUAUUUUGAGCCAUGAACAUAAGUAUUGGAGCAUUUUCAGCUAUUUUUGCAGCAAUUCUUUUGCAACUUACUGCAUUUUCUUCAAUAAUCUUCUCCCUAUGGCCUCGAUCCCCAAAAGUAAACCGAUGAUAUGUAGAUAGAGCUAGGGUUGGCUAAUGUUGAAAAACACAUGUAUAUAUAUAUUUUUGAAUUCUCGUA